AUUAAGGAUGAUUCUUGGCUCAAUUCUUAUAAUAUGUCUGCUAGAUUCCUUGAUGGCCUAAAGAACUUAUUGUCAAUUACCAGAUCCAAUUUUUAAUGAUGGCGUUAAAAAUUCAACUUGGGGCGAUGCUGAUCCUUCAGAUUGGAAUUACUUAAACUCAAAUGAAUGGAAAAGUACUUAAUAAUAAUUAAUAGUCUAGCUAAAGUCGUUACAUGUGGAGCUAGCUUUCAAUCUCCCAUAAAUAUAGUAACGUCUACAUCAACGAAAGAAAGUUCAUUUCCAGCCAUUAAUUAUAUACUGAAGACAUCAACUAAAAACUAUUUUGAGGCUUAGAGUAAUAUUCUUCAAUUAUUUAUUAAGGGGAUUAUACUAAAGAAUUAGAAGGAGAGUAUGAUUUUAUUACAGCAUUUGACUUAUCCAAUUAAUAAUAUAAAUACUAUGCUAGGUAGUUUCAUAUCCAUACUCCUUCAGAACAUUAAGUAGAUGGUAAAAAUUUUGAUUUAGAAGUUCAUUUUGUGCAUUAAGUAUCUUUUAAUUUUAUUAGGCUGUUGAAGAUGGAGAAUAAAGUUGUAAUGAUAUUAGAAAUAAACUUACUGUCUUUGGAUUACUAUUCUAAUAAUCUGCCACUGCUACAGAUUAUGAAGUUUUUAAACCAUGGUUUGAUGAUACAGUUAAUAAAGUCAGUUCUUUUGAUAUGAAGUAUAAUUUAUCAUUAAUAUAAAUAGUGAUUUCUUUCAAAAGAUGACAGACAAAACCUAUUAUCAUUAUACAGGCAGUCUUACAACUAUGUAUAUUGCAUCUUUUUAUGCUAGACCUUGUUCCUAAACAGUUAAUUGGUAUGUAUUUACUUCACCAUUGCCUAUAUCCAAAACACAAUAUUAACAAUUCAAAGAUUUCCUCGAUAAUGAUGAUUACUUCCCAACCUAAUCCAAUAAUCGUCCUAUCCAAAAUCUUAAUGGACGUACAUUAUACAAAGGAGUAUUCUUUAUAUAUAUCUAAAUAUAGACUGCUUCUUUUAAUGGUGUUACAUCCCUACCUGUUAUUGAAGCAUCAUGGAGUACAAUCAUACAAAUUGCUUUCCUAUUAUUAAUCUAGUUUAUUUGAAAUCAAAUUUUAUUAUCGUU
Paramecium sonneborni is the source of this 1124-nucleotide messenger RNA. NCBI's taxonomy places the organism in Eukaryota, Ciliophora, Oligohymenophorea, Peniculida, Parameciidae. The record is from the annotation of a GenBank genome assembly.